This is a messenger RNA of Lymnaea stagnalis (great pond snail), 3268 nucleotides long. Lineage: Eukaryota; Metazoa; Mollusca; Gastropoda; Lymnaeidae. The record is from the annotation of a GenBank genome assembly.
CGAAACUUUGAGUGGUAUCUGAAGGAGGUCAACCCAGAGCUGGAAAGAUCCAUUGACCAGUACAGCAUUUAUUUUGGCCAGGUCUGUUGCUGUUAUGUUGUUGAUUUUUCUUCCUAGCAAAUGUUGUUGUUUUUUGUUAAUAAUUUUUUAGAAAAACCUGAUCCUACAAACAUUUUCUAAAUGUGACAAGCAUAGAUGGCACUGAAUUAAUUAGAAUAAUUGUAAUGAUAGCUCACCAUCGGUUAGAGGGGGGGGGGACUUUUCUACGGCAUCAGAGUUUGUUUGUUUGUUGCUGCAUAACUUGAUAUACUGAGAGACAUUUAGAUGAGCAUUUUUUCGAUAGUCAUCGCAUGAUUUGCAGAGGCUAUUCUUUUUUAUUGACAGUACGAUAAUGGCCCCCGUUUCUCGUGGUAUGAAAACCUAUAGGUUCAUCUUAUGAAUAUUACUCACGUUGCAUUUGUGAAUGUGACAUAUGGUGUGGUCUUAUGAAAAUGACUAAUUUUAUCAUAUGAAUGAGACUGAUUUACACAAUUGUGUGACAUUUUUUUCAUCAGGUCAGGAAUAGAGAAUUCAAUCUUUGUCUAGAUGCAACCCUGAAGCUGGUGGUCCCAGAAGUUCUACCGUGUAAUCUAAGCACCUUCUCACAGGUCAGUGUUCUAUCAACUAUUUUGGGACUGUCGCAAAACGCGUUAGUGACAAAGGAGAAUAGUACGUCAUUGUUGUCUGGGUCAAAGGUCGGCAGAGUAAGUUUUAACCCAAACUGGGAGAUGGGAAAAAAUGUUUAUUUGAAAAAAUAAUUGGGGGUGUGAGGUUAAAAGUGAAUAAACUUUUGUAGAUUUUGAUGGUGGGCCUUGCCUUGGACAGCCAGGAGCUAGAGAAUUAACUAUAGAGUUUGGGUUUUGGGAAUAUAACACAGUUGAGUUGAACGGUUUGAGUUGAUAGGCGAUUGUCAUAAUGAUAGUUUGAGAGUUUGAUAGUUUGCAUUUGGUGCGUAAUAUUUUUUUUCUGAAAUAGUUUAUGCAAUAAAUCUGCUGUGCUAAAGUGGGUGAUUCGUUUGGAUAUUAAUAUAGUUCAGAGGCACGAAAAAAAUGUGCGGUUUUGAGCCCGGGGCGGGAAGGGGGGGGGGGACCUACUGGGAUUCUUAUAAACUGUGUUACUUGAAUGCAUUUUUUUUUGCUCAAUUUUCAGCCCCACUUUGCCCUCACCCCCCUCCCCCCCCCCACAAAAAAAAAAUCUGCUGUGCUAAAGUGGGUGAUUCGUUUGGAUAUUAAUAUAGUUCAGAGGCACGAAAAAAAUGUGCGGUUUUGAGCCCGGGGCGGGAAGUGGGGGGGGGACCUACUGGGAUUCUUAUAAACUGUGUUACUUGAAUGCAUUUUUUUUUGCUCAAUUUUCAGCCCCACUUUGCCCUCACCCCCCACCCCCACCCCACAAAAAAAUUGCUUGAUGUUACAUUUGAUAAAGGAUUUAUGCGAACAAAUUUGUUUUCAGUGGUUUUUCUUUCAAUUAUAUUUCUGUCUUUCCUUUCUUCCCAUCGACGGCUCUCCCCCGUGCCCUUCCAUCUCCCCACGUCCCCGUGCAGGCCUGGAUGUUGCGGACGGACGGACGCCUCGCGGUGUUCGGCUCCUACUUAGUCGCCCGCCCACGCAGCAACCCCAUAGAGGGCUACCAGAUCUACACGGUGCCGGACGUAAGUCUGUGGGCAGCGGACGGAGAUCCCAACCACCAAUGGGACUAUGAUAUGGUGAGCUGGUCUGAUGUUCAUAGAUAGGACAUACAUUAUGAGCCCAUGAUACAAAGUUCCAGGAAUAUUUGGGUUUCAUGAAAAAAAAAAAUUCAAAGAAAAGAAGCAAUUAAGGUUGUUCCGAAUUCCGCGUAAAUGGUACUUAAGGAAUGUUUUGACCUGUUUAGCAAUCGAGCCUUGAGUCUUACAUAGCCCAUGUUGUGAUUGUUUUUAUGUAAACUCGCCGCGCCUGUUCUUCGUCGUUAAGUUUAAUGGAUAUGACUUUUUAUUUGAAUUUUUACGAUGAUUUUACAAAUGCAUUAAAACUAUCCUAGAGGACAAUCUCUCUUAACCUCCAUCAAAUGUAGGUUUUUUUUAUUAUUUUAUCUAUAUAGUUUAAACUAGCUUAAGGAAUCUUAAGUCGAUCUAUGCAUUACCAUUACAUAUAUAAUUGCUCACCCCAUUAUAUUUUUCAUAAAAUUCUCCAUUAUAUUUGCCAUAAGAAACUCCAUUAUAUGUAUCAUAAUAAAGUCCAUUAUAUUUGCAAUAAUAAACUCCAUUAUAUGUGUCAUAAUAAAGUCCAUUAUAUUUUUCAUACUAAAAUCCAUAUUUUUUUGUGCAUUCUAAACCUCAUUAUAUUUUCACGCUAAAUUCCAUUAUAUUUUACCAUAAUAAAACUCCAUCAGAUUUACCAUAGUAAACUCUAUUAUUAUAUUUAUCAUAAUAAACUCGGCAGCUGAUAUAUAUUUUAUACAUGGGAUCAAGCCAGUCACUGUUUGUUACAAUGCGACUAAUGUCCAAUUUUUUCCCACCGACAGCGGACAUUUCUCUAACUGACAACCGUUUCCCCAUGUUCUUUAGACUCUACAACGCGGUACUUUUAAAUCUCAACGGUAUUUAGUAAAGGGAAACAACAACGAAAAAAUAGUUUCACAACUUCGACCACUCUAUAUAGAAGGGGAAGUGUUAAAGUUUCACAAUUCUUAUCACAAGGCCUAAAAUUGGUGGUGGGGUAAUUCUCACGGCUAGAGCGUGACCUCAUAGAUUUGAUUAUAAGUAGCGGAUUCCUCUUGUAAUUUACUUCAAGUUUACCUUCCUUAUGAAAUUAACUCUUUCUGGUUUUUGUCCCCCAUAGCACCAACGCCUCGUUAACAGGGGGAGUGGUCUGUGCCUGGCGGUGAAAAAGUUGACCACCAACUUUCCCCUUCUGCUGGUCGACUGCACCGACGAGACGAGAGCCAGAAGAUGGGUCUUUCAGACGAGAAGAGAAAUGUACAGAGAAUACCAGCACAAGUUUGACCUUAAGCUUGAUACAGAUUCCGUGUGGUAGAGUUGACCUUAAACUUGAUAUAGAUUCAGUGUGGUAGGGUUGAUCUUAAACUUGAUGCAGAUUCAGUGUGGUAGAGUUGACCUCAAAAUUGAUAUAGCUUCGUGUGUGGUAGAGUUGAUAUUAAACUUGAUAUAGAUUCAGUGAGGUAGAGUUGACCUUAAACUUGAUACAGAUUCAUGUGUGGUAGAGUUGAUCUUAAACUUGAUACAGAUUCAGUG